Drosophila ficusphila is the source of this 1086-nucleotide messenger RNA. RefSeq names its product alcohol dehydrogenase. Gene Ontology annotation, molecular function: alcohol dehydrogenase (NAD+) activity. Bases 135 to 905 code for a protein of 256 amino acids. Gene Ontology annotation, biological process: alcohol metabolic process. The record is from RefSeq and is a predicted model, not a curated record. NCBI's taxonomy places the organism in Eukaryota, Metazoa, Arthropoda, Insecta, Diptera, Drosophilidae. The transcript is spliced from 4 exons.
UAAAAGCCGAAGACUCCGAUUAUUGUCUCAGUGCAGUUGUCAGUUGCAGUUCAGCAGACCGGCUAACGGGUACUUGCAAUUCUUAAAAUUUUCUCAAUUGAUCAAAUCGAAAGAGCCAGCGAAAGGAAGUCAUCAUGUCGACCACUUUGACCAACAAGAACGUGAUUUUCGUUGCCGGUCUGGGCGGAAUUGGCCUGGACACCAGCAAGGAGCUGGUCAAGCGGGACCUGAAGAACCUGGUUAUCCUGGACCGCAUUGACAACCCGGCUGCCAUUGCCGAGCUGAAGGCAAUCAAUCCCAAGGUGACCAUCACCUUCUAUCCCUAUGAUGUGACUGUCCCCAUUGCCGAGACCAAGAAGCUGCUGAAGACCAUCUUCGACAAGCUGAAGACCGUCGACAUCCUGAUCAACGGAGCUGGCAUCCUCGAUGAUCACCAGAUCGAGCGCACCAUUGCCGUGAACUACACCGGUUUGGUCAACACCACCACCGCCAUCCUGGACUUCUGGGACAAGCGCAAGGGAGGACCAGGUGGCAUCAUCUGCAACAUUGGCUCCGUGACUGGCUUCAAUGCCAUCUACCAGGUGCCCGUCUACUCCGGCACCAAGGCCGCCGUGGUCAACUUCACCAGCUCCCUGGCGAAACUCGCUCCCAUUACUGGUGUGACCGCCUACACCGUGAACCCCGGCAUCACCCGCACCACCCUGGUGCACAAGUUCAACUCCUGGCUGGAUGUUGAGCCCCAGGUGGCCGAGAAGCUCCUGGCCCAUCCCACCCAGCCAUCGCAGGCCUGUGCCGAGAACUUCGUCAAGGCCAUCGAGCUGAACCAGAACGGUGCCAUCUGGAAGCUGGACUUGGGAACCCUGGAGCCCAUCCAGUGGACCAAGCACUGGGACUCGGGCAUCUAAACGUGAUAAACGCCCCGAAAGCAUAAAUAACAUUAGUUGAUAGGGUUCUGCGAACCACUAGAUAUUCACGCAAGGCAAUAAGGCUGAUUCGAUGCACACUCACAUUCUCCCCCUUAUAUGAUAAUGAAAAACUCACCAUGAAAAAAAACGGAAUAAUAUAUGAAAAUUGAGAAAUCCAAAA